UUAUUUGCUACAUGGACCUCCUUAUGUAAUCCAAAAGGUCGGUUUUUGAAUUUAACCCUACCCCUUAACUGCUUCCUUUUCAUCUCCAUUGUCAUCUUCAUCACCAUCGUCUUCACCAUCAGCACCAUCGUCUUCACCAUCAGCACCAUCGUCUUCAUUUGUGCAUUUCCGUCAUCAUCAUUUUCGUUCAUCAUACUCACCCAUUACCAUCACUUUUUUCUUUCUCACGGUCAACCAUCCAUCCAUCUUUUCUCCAUUGACACUCAACAACAGACACCAUACAGUAACUUCAUCACAUUACAAACAACAGUCUCCAUAUCCUUUCGUUCCACUCAAAAUUAUCCAUCACUGCUCUUCGUCAAUUCAUCUUCAUCUCCAUUAAUUUCCUCCAACACAUCACAGAUACAUCUUCAUGGCCAUCAACCCUUCACAUCUUCCAGCCACCUCCCCAUCAUAGCCCCUCGCUUUCUUUCUUCUCAACCUCAUCACUAACUUUUCUCCUUCAAUCACCAACCUUCACUUCACCCAGAUUCUAAAAAAAAAGUAGAAAAAAAAACAGGAAAAAACAUGGUGGGUGCAUCCUCAACAAAGACAGACAAUAAAGUGGUUAGAAAUUAUGCUCUUUGAUUCUUGAAUAUGGGCAACGUCAUUGAAUCGCUUGCUUCGGGCUUAGGACAGGCAUUUGGUAAACUGUUUAGUUCUCCAAUUGAAUUUCUUUCUGGAAAGUCUUGCAGCUCAGUGUGUGGACCAACAUGGGAUUUCAUGUGCUAUAUCGAAAAUUUUUGCAUUGCCAAUAUCCUGAAAUUAGCCAUGGUAUUUAUGCUAUCUUACAUUGUUCUGUUGUUCUUCUAUCUGGUGCAUAAAUUGGGCAUAUGUGGAUGUCUUUGCCGGUCUUCUUGCAAAAUGACGUGGGCAUGUUUCUCUUCGUGUUUCCAUGUUUGGGAGUAUUCUUGCACCUUCUUGUGUAUUAAGCUACACAAUAUCAGGAGAACAAGGAGAAUAAGAAGGGUCAGAGUGGACAUGAAAAAAAAAUUCUACUCAGGUGAAAGCCUUUCACACCAUUUUCCAUCACGUACAAAAAUGAGCAGAUCAAUUUCGCGUAGUAGGGACUAUAAAGCCUCCCACCUAAGGAAGUCUUUGAAACCAAGGAGACAUCAUGCUAGAGUUGAAAUCAGUAGAGAUCUUAGAUGUAAAAGUAAAAGGAAUCAUAGUCUUGGAGAGCCCAGUUUCACAAGCAAUGGCAUUAAGCACGGCAAUCACAGAGGCACAAUCAAUGACAUAAAGGUAAUCCAUACAUCUAAGUUUACAAGAAAAGGUAUAUCUAGGAGGAAUAGAGUUCUGCCGAGGCAGAGAAGGCAGAAUCUUAGUUGAGGGUUCUUAUGCGAACCACUUUCUCGCUGUAUGUUUCUGAUUUGUCAGGAUGAAAAA
This is a messenger RNA of Vigna umbellata (rice bean), 1428 nucleotides long. RefSeq lists its product as uncharacterized. The record is from RefSeq and is a predicted model, not a curated record. NCBI's taxonomy places the organism in Eukaryota, Viridiplantae, Streptophyta, Magnoliopsida, Fabales, Fabaceae.